Molecule: messenger RNA, 768 nt
Organism: Myotis myotis
Lineage: Eukaryota; Metazoa; Chordata; Mammalia; Chiroptera; Vespertilionidae
Product: UL16-binding protein 6-like
Exons: 3
Coding region: 1-678 (225 amino acids)
Biological process (GO): positive regulation of T cell mediated cytotoxicity; antigen processing and presentation of endogenous peptide antigen via MHC class I via ER pathway, TAP-independent; antigen processing and presentation of endogenous peptide antigen via MHC class Ib
Cellular component (GO): external side of plasma membrane
Source: RefSeq, a predicted model, not a curated record
AUGCGGUACUUGAUUGCCAGCCUCAAUCAGGCCUCCCACCCUUACGGGGUUCCCCCUUCACCCUCAGCCAGCCAGCCAGCCAGCCAAGGAGGACGCCAGACAGGAAAUCUCUCCUUCUCCAAUGCUGACCCUCCAUCCCACACCAGCCAGUCUUCUCUAGGAGGCCUGAAGGUCACAGGCGGAGGGAGCUGCGUCUGCCUUGGAGCUCGAUGGGGAGCAGCGGUGCACUCUCUCAGCUACAAAUUCACAGUCACUCCUAAUGGACAACCAUGGUGUGAAAUUCAAGGCCAGGUCAAUGGGAACACAUUUCUUCAUUAUACCUGUGGUGGCGACAAGGUCAGACUCAUCAGUGUUCUGGAGAUGAAUGCCACACAGGCCUGGAGUGAACAGAGAGACGCUUUGCAAUACGUGGUGGAAGAGCUCAAGAAGACCCUGCUGGACAUUAAAGCAGAGAUUCCUGCAACCAGCGGUCCUCUCUCCCUGCAGGGCAGCAUGAUGUGUGAGCAGGAAUCCAAUGUACUCACCACUGCAUCCUGGGAGUUUGGACUGGAUGGACAGAUAUCUCUCUGCUUUGACUCAGAGAAUGGACACUGGACAGUGCUGCACGGUGAAGGCAGACUGUUAAAGCAAACAUUGGCAAGUGACAGAGCUACGACCAAUCUCCUUAUUAGGACCUAACUGGAGACUGUAGGAAGUGGCUUCAACAAGUUUUGUGUCCCCUAAGCACACAAGGUAAUUCUACAGAGGAAAUGAAGUUGUAGGUCCCUU